Blepharisma stoltei is the source of this 4488-nucleotide messenger RNA. The record is from the annotation of a GenBank genome assembly. Lineage: Eukaryota; Ciliophora; Heterotrichea; Heterotrichida; Blepharismidae.
AUGAUUUCUUUAUUAAAAUUUGUUAGUUAUAUAUAAUAUAAAUAAAUAAAUGCAAGCAAUAGCUUUUGAAAAUCUAAAAUCUGUCAAUUGUAUCUUAAUUGGUUAAUAAAAAAUAUGCCAUCUGCAGAAAAGUGCUUAUAUAGGGAUUUUUUGCAGCUUGACGAUUGAUUGGAGACUAGCCUUAAUCAAGGUUAUGCAUCAUUUCAGACAAUCAAAAACGCAUUUCAGAUGAUAUAUAAUAAUAAAAUCCAUUUCAUAGAUCAAGAGUUUUCUUUGUGCGGGUCCCCCACCUUAACUGAUGAAACUUCAGGAAAUCUGGAUUUUAUUGUAAAAAUCGAAGAAAUAUUGCAAGCCUCAGGCCCAGAAUUGAGGAUUCCAAUUGUAUCUUGCUGAAAAGCAGUACCAGUUGAAGAAAAGCAUCAAUUAUCAGAUGAAGAGCUCAAAUUUAAUUAUUUUUGGCAAACAAUAGUAAUUCUCCCGAAGAAUCACAUACUUAUCGAUAAAAGUCCUCUAGAAAACCCAUCUGAAUUAAUUUUUCUAAUAGACUCGUCAGGGAAUGAUUUUCGAAUUCCUGAAAAUAUAAAAUCUCUAUUAAAGGAAAAAAUUAAUUUUGAAGAUUCGCAUAUAGGGCAAUUUUCUUUGGGCGGGUUCUUUCCAAAUGCUAAAAUAACUGAUACAUCCUUCGCUAAACAAUGCAUGUAUCCUUACGAAAGCGGUCUCUGGUGUUUAUUUAAUACAGUCAUGCUUAUUUCAAAAGGCAAUUAUAAGUUCUUGGGCUCAUUUUAUAGAUUUGAUAUGGAUCAAAGUAGUAAAGUGAGAGCAAUUUUAGAAAAUUAUAGCAUUGACUUAAACGAUCCAACAAUUUGUGUGACACCACGCCAUCCUAUAAGCGCUACAGAUAACUCGCCUGAAACUCAGCAGUCUGCUUUAAAAGUUAAAAAAAAUUCUAUUAUUUCUUGCUGGAAUGUAGACUUUAUAAAUGCCACAAGUGAAGAUGCUUUUGUCGAUAAAACCCAUUUUAUCAAAAAAAUUAUAGACAAUCUCAAUAAAUUAAUUCUUAUUACAAGGCCAAGAAGAUGGGGAAAGACGUUCAACAUGCGAAUGCUUAAAGCUUUUUUUCACCCAAAAUAUGAUGAAAAUGGAAAUUUCGCGAAUUUGCAUGCAUUUACUGGCGGAAAAGAUAAUACAGAUCUAAAUAAUUCAGAUCUUAGCAGAUGCUUGAAAAUAAUGACUUUAGACGAUGGACGAUAUAGAAAAUAUUUCGGAAGUAAGCCAACAAUUUUGCUGAGCUUUGGUAGAAUAUUUGGCUAUAGAAAAAAUGGCAACCCCAAUAUCCAAGGAAUACGUGACUCGAUUUGAAAUGCAUAUCUCAAGCAUGAAUAUGAAUAUCGUCAAGAUUUAGAAAAUGAAGUAAAAGAAUGAUGUUUGAAAAACCCACAUCAUAAUAUUGAUUAUACAAAUACGAGUACUCGAAUGCUAGAAUGAUUCGUUGAUCAGCAUAAUAUAAAAAUAAGUCUCAGUCUUAGACUAUUCAGGACAUACAUAAAUGAUAGUUCGCAAAUUAAAAUUGAAGAUGCUAUAAUCAAUCUGGCACAAAUACUUUAUAGUGUUCAUAAUAAGCCUGUUUUAGUGCUAGUGGAUGAAUAUGAUAGGCCAAUUAAUGACUUCAUCAAUAUAAGUGAGGAAAGAGAUGCUGCUAUUGAGUUAAGAGGAUUACUGUAUCUGCUAUUUAAAGACCUGCCAGAGUUUAUUGAUAAAGUAAUCUUCAUUGGGAUUCUUAAGAUCGCACAGGAUACAUUUUUAUCAGGCAUGAACAAUGUAGAGGCAUGCACAAUUCAAAAUGAUUCUCUCUAUGCAGAUUGCUUCGGAUUUACUGAGGUAGAAGUAACUGAAUUGUUUAGAAAAAUUUUAGACUAUGAAUCUGAAGAAGAUUUUAUAGAGCAAAGUAACAUAAUUAAGACGUGAUAUAAUGGCUACAAUGUUGGUAAGAUACGAAUAUACAAUCCUUGAUCAAUAACGAGUUGUUUGCAGGCCAUAAGUGAGAAAUCUGAUUUUCCACUUCAACCUUACUGAAUAAAUACAGGCAGCUACAGUAUAUUGAUUUCUACAUUUACUCCCCCCCCCCUCCGUGAGUGAACAAAACCUUUAGAAAAAUCGCCAUUUUUUGCCCAAAAAACCCACUCUCGAGUGAACAAAAAUUUUUUUAAUAGAAAAUUUUUUUAUGGAAAAAAAAUUUUGAUAUAUAAAUGAUAAUUAAUAUAAUGAAAUCUAGAGCUAAUUCUGUUUAAUUUUAAACGAAAUGCAUUUUAAAACAUAAAUUUUAUAAAUUAAAUUAAUAUUUGCUUUCAAAGUUUUGCAAAUUAGGAUUUUUUUAAAUUUCGAAAAAAAAAUUUUUUAGAAAAUUUAUAUAGAAAUUUUUUUAAAAAAAAAACAAUUUAACCCCCCUCCGUGAGUGAACAAAAUUUUUUUAUUCACUCACGGAGGGGGGGGGGUUAGUAAUUUGGAAAAUUUUAAUGAAUUAUAUGAGAUAAUGAAAACUGGGUACCUCACUUUGAAUACAAAAAUUCCUGAAGAGAUACAUUUUGGAGACAUUAGAGAGAUAAAAAAUAACUUUUUGGCCUAUCUGCUGCAUUGUGGAUAUAAGGAUCCCCCCCCUCAUUUGUCCAAUUUUUUAGUCUUUUUUUCUAAGAAAAAAAAAUUUUCAGGACCUCAUUUGUCCCAAAAAUCUAGUCAAAAAUGAUUUGUCCCAUUUUCUAGUCUUUUUUUGGAUAUUUUUUCGAAUGUCCUAAUUUUAGUUUUUUAUUUUAAAAAACUAGAAUAUGAGACAAUUGAGGUCCUGAAAUUUUUUUUCUAUCAAAAUUUUGACUAGAAAAAUUGGACAAAUGAGGUCCUAAAAAAAAUUUUUUUUCCUAUAAAAAAAAACUAGAAAAAUAGACAAAUGAUAAAAGACUAGAAAAUUGGACAAAUGAGGGGGGUCCUUAUAACACCUGAUAUUGAUGACAAAAUGCGGCAAACUUAUGUUAUCCCGAAUAAAGAAGCAAAAUGAGACUUCUACGAAUACUUGCUUACAAUGUGAAUUAAUAUAAAAACUGGAGAGAACAAAAUCAAUAUUUAUGAGAUCGCAAAAGAAUUUAUUGAAAACUUGGGGAAUUGCGAAAAACUUCAAUACCUAAUUCAAAAUGAGUUGCUUUGAAAUUUUGAAGAAAGCGCUGAUAGAACUGAAGCAGAUUUUCAGACUUUACUGGGAGGAAUAGCGAGGCUUGCUUCAAUUAAUAUUGAUAACUCUGCAUGAACAAUAUACUCAGAAAGGCCUAACAAUUUCAGGAACAAAGCGGAUGCAAUUUUUCUUCCUGUGGCCAAUUUGAGCAGUACUAUAAUUAUACAUGAGUAUAAAAAAUUCGAUCGGUUGAGUAUCGAGAAUGCUCAAGUUCAUGCUACAAAUGCUCUCUGGCAAAUUUUUGUUAAAAAAUAUAUGGAUAUUGCUAUUUCACUAUAACACAUCAACGCUAGUGAAUCUCCAUCAUCUUGGCAUCUCUCGACACAAUUAAUGAUUGGCUUUGGGUGAAGUUUGAUAAAAUGACUUUAAUUUUUCAAAAUGGUUUUUUGGUAUGAAAAAAGCACAAACAGUACAAUCUACUUUUUUCCUCUUAUUUUGAAAGACAAAAUUAAUGAUUGUGAUACUCUUACAUUCAUUUAGGCGAUAUUGUUUGUCAUUUACUAGCAUGCAUGUAUGCUGUUUACUAUGCAAUCCUAUCUUGAGUUUUCUCUGCUUAAAUUUGCUUAAUCUAGAUAGAAUAUAUUUUUAAUGCACUUUAUUCAUCUGUUUUUGCUAUUUAGUUUUUCACCCCUGUUUGGGAAAUAUAAAAAGUACCGUUUGCACUUUAUUCAUACCAAAAAACCAUUUUUGAAAAUUAGAGUCAUUUUUUUAGGUUUUAGAAAGAGUUUAUUUAACCUCAUCCGUUGGCUUCACCAACAGAUGCUAGUGAAGCCAACCUCUGAAAUAGAAACCUGAAAUGCCUGGCGAAUUGCCAUUUCAAGGGGUUGAUUUAACCAACCCUCUUGGUAUUGAGAGAUGUUAGGAUGAUGAAAAUGCACUAGCGUGAAUGUGUUAUAUAUAACACCAGCCAAGAUUAUAAUUAUUUUAAAAGUAUAAUUGUUCGAGGGAUUGUCUUUUAUCAAUCUGAUCUACCAAAAUGAAACAUAUUGAUUCAGGAACUUGAGCCAUUUAGCAUGGAACAAGCUAUAAAUAUAAACACAUGAUUUACUCAAGGAUGUCGAAUUCUAAACCAGUUAAGGCUAUGUGGUGGAGACGGGUCGGAAGAUGAGAUAAUUAAUGAAAGAAAAAAGCUUGGUGAUGAAAACUUAGAAAUCUUAAUUGAAAAACUUAUCACAGACUAUCCUACUUUAGACUAUUUGAAGCGGAAAGAACAGAAAAGAGCUUCCAGUCCUGCAGAAGAUAACUACAAAUCGAAGAGAUUAAGUAGAUAA